CUCUCUCUCUCUCUCUUUGUUCCAGUUCGGACUCAGAGGGCCACUUUGAAACCCCAGAGGCUCAGAGCCCUGUCCACGCUCCACUCCAAGUCCCAGGAGAGCUGGAGACCUUCACCACUGACAGAGCAGAUGCCCUGGAGGAGGAGGAUGAACAGCUGACAGUGUCUGGCCCAGCCGGGGAUCCAGUUCCUAGCCUCCUCUUUAACCAGAACAUGGGUCAGGCCAAGCCCCCCUUGGCCCCUGAGGAGGAGGCCCCGGUGGACUCUAAGGAGGGGCCACAAGCGCUGCCCAACACAGCAGACACUGCAGAGGUUCAACCCCCCAUAGCAGGCCCACCAGCCCAGGCCAAUGGAGCAGCAAAGGCCACUGCUGCUUUAGACUUAGGCCUACCUGAGGAGGAUAGACCACUGGCUACUUCUCUAGACUUAGGCCUACCUAAGGAUGAUAGACCACUGGCUACUUCUCUAUACUUAGGCCUACCUGAGAAGGAUAGACCACUGGCUACUUCUCUAGACUUAGGCCUACCUAAGGAUGAUAGACCACUGGCUACUUCUCUAUACUUAGGCCUACCUGAAGAGGAUAGACCACUGGCUACUUCUCUAGACUUAGGCCUACCUGAGGAUGAUAGACCACUGGCUACUUCUCUAGACAUAGGCCUACCUGAGGAUGAUAGACCACUGGCUACUUCUCUAUACUUAGGCCUACCUGAGGAGGAUAGACCACUGGCUACUUCUCUAGACUUAGGCCUACCUGAGGAGGAUAGACCACUGGCUACUUCUCUAGACUUAGGCCUAACUGAGGAGGCUAGCAGUACAGAGACACUUUGUAAUGGACACCCCGUAGAGACCAUCCCUGAACCGCAGGCCAAACUCACUGAAACCACUAAAACCACUCCCUCUUCCCUGAAGAUAAAGGGAGCCUUUAACGGGGCUAGUGCACAGGGGGACGGGGACAGUGACAUCAUCCCAGUCCCUAAGGUUAGCUACAACUUCAACCCGGACCAGUUUGACGACAGCUUCAAUCCGUUCGCCAGUGGAGGCUCCAAGAUUCAGAACUCCCCACCAGCUUUUGCAGCCGAUGCCCUGCCCACACUGGAGUCGCUAUCUGUACCUAGCUCCCUGUCCACACUGGAGUCUCUACCUGUACCUAGCUCCCUGCCCACACUGGAGUCGCUACCUGUACCUAGCUCCCUGCCCACACUGGAGUCGCUACCUGUACCUAGCUCCCUGCCCACACUGGAGUCGCUACCUGUACCUAGCUCCCUGCCCACACUGGAGUCGCUACCUGUACCUAGCUCCCUGCCCACACUGGGGUCGUUACCUGUAUGCAGCUCUUCUCCACCACUUUGUGGGACUAGUUCCUCACCUAAAAUGGAGGUUGAGGAGGAAAAAGAGUCAGCGUCGGAGGCAUCAGAGGAGCCCAAGCCUGUGAAGAUGGAGUUUGGGUUAGACGAGGCAGGCGAGGUAAAAAAAACACAGCCCAGGAGGAUGGGUAAAAAGCCCGGCAGCAAGCUCGCCAUCAAGAAACCAAGGGCAAAAGCAAUUACGACAGCCUCUGCCCCGACGUCGGCACCCGAACCAGUAGUAGCUGAACCGGUAGCAGAGCCAGUUUCAGAAACAACUUCCGAACCGCUUUCCAUGCCAGGUGCCUCCUUAAGUUUGGACGAUGUUCCUAUUCCCAAGUCCACUUAUAACUUUGACCCCAACCAGUGGGAUGACCCUAAUUUUAACCCCUUUGGGGGUGGUGGUGUCAAAAUGAGUAGUUCCCUGGUUUUGCCCAAAGGAUCCUACAGCUUUGAUUCUCAGAACAUUGAUGACUCUGUGGACCCCUUUAAGCCGUCUAAAGAGAACGCAACUUGCCAGGAUACCCCACUUCCUCCGCCAGCAGAGGAGGCAGUGAAAUCAAAGCUGGAGCAGCCCCUGGAUGAGGGGAAGAGAACGUGUCAGACUCCAAAGAAAAGCAAGGACAGGAUCAUCACGAAUUUGAGUAAGGUGAAGAAGUAUGAAAACCAGUCCCUGGUCCUGGAUGUCUGCAAUCAGGAAGAUGAUGCGGUGGUGUCACAGGUCCAAGAAAUGCCCCGCCGCGUUCGCCACGCCACCGAUGAGGAAAAGCUGGCUUGCAGUGGCAUCAUGGGCCAGAAAGCCAAGGAGGAGGAGGCCAGGGUGGAGGUGGAGGAGGAAGAAGACUCAGUGUGUGCCAAAAGCCCAGCUAAAGGCCCAACCAAAGGCCUGGCCAUCACAGACAAUGUCAAAAGCCAGGCACUGCUGGAUGGGCCACUGGCGGGGAUAACACACUGUAUGGAGGAAAAGGACAUUUGCAUUUCGAGUGAAGAGCUGUCAAUCACCCCAGGGCCAAAGUUGAGUGGCUGCGAGGGUCACGAUGACAAAGGCAGUCCCUCCUCCAUGGAUACCAUAUUGCUCAAUGAGAUGGACAAAGCAGCGGUGCUCACCUUGAUCAGAGAGGAGAUAAUCACUAAAGAGAUAGAAGCCAACGAGUGGAAGAGAAAGUAUGAAGACAGCCAUAUGGAGGUGUUAGAGAUGAGGAAAAUAGUGGCGGAGUAUGAGAAAACAGUUGCACAGAUGAUUGAGGAUGAGCAGCACAAGAGGAGUGUCCUGGGCUCCCAGAAGAGUGUCCAGCAGGUGACCCUGGAGCGGGACCAGGCCCUGGCUGACCUCAACUCUGUGGAGCGCUCGCUCUCUGACCUCUUUAGACGCUACGAGAACAUGAAGACCGUCCUGGAAGGCUUUAAGAAGAAUGAAGAGAUGCUGAAGAAGUGUGCCCAGGAGUAUUUGGUCCGCAUCAGACAGGAGGAGCAGAGAUACCACACUCUCAAGAUCCACGCGGAGGAAAAACUAGACAAGGCUAAUGAAGACAUAGCCCAGGUGCGCUCCAAGGCCGACUCAGAGAGUGUGGCUCUUCAUGCCAGCCUGCGGAAGGAGCAGAUGAAGGUGGACUCCUUGGAGAGAGCCCUCCACCAGAAGAAUCAAGAAAUCGAGGAGCUCACAAAGAUCUGUGAUGAACUAAUAGCAAAGCUCGGGACAUCAGACUGAUGCCUGAUAUCAACAACUUUGGAGUUGUUGGAUGUACUGUUCAACCAACUUCUCUCCCCUCUGCCUUACCAGUGCAGCCAAGGCCUAACCAUCCCCACUGCAGCUAGCAGGCAAAUGACUGUACACACUUCUACACAAUCUGAACCCAUCUCUGCUAUUAUUACUCAAACACACAGCGAGUGACUGCAGUAAUCACCCCUAUUGUUUCCCGAUUGGAACAAAUAAACAUCGAAACAGCAAUGAGUAUAUAUAUAUAUAUUUUUAUGACCAAUUAAGUAUUGAUGUUGCAAUUUGUAAUGUUCAUGUGCCGCUUUGAUGCGCAUGUAGGGCCACAUCUUAAAUUAUGCAAAUUAAGGUUAAGGUAUGGACCUUACUGUCGAUUUCUACCUAUUGUAAGUGAAACUAUGGGAAGGGACUGCUAGCUAGUAACCUGUUGUGUUGCAUACUGUGUGUACGGUGUGUUUGUAAAGUGUGUGCCCCAUCAUGGAUUAUCGUGUACCACAUCAUGGAUUAUCGUGUACCACAUCAUGGAUUAUCAUGUACCACAUCAUGGAUUAUCAGUGUUGAAGGAAGAGACAGAGACAUGUGUUCCAGAGAGGGUGUGGGGGAUAUUAUUUUGAUACAGAGAAAGAGAUCAACAAUCAAUCAGUUGGUGGCUCUCUUUUUGCGUUUGCAUGUGUUCCACAGCUUUACACUUUACACAAUCAUCCUGCUGCUAUUCUAGUUGGAGAUGGAGUGCGAUAUGUUUUGUUGUUGUUGUUGAUUAUAUAUCAUUUCUGUCUCUUCUUGUUUGAUCUUCUAUUGUUUUGUAUGUUUGUUUGAUCCCUUUCUUUAGGGAGGGCAAUGCUUUUAGGGGUAUGCUAGUAUAAAUCUGGUCAUUAUUCUUUCCAUUAUGGGACAAUAUAUAGACAAUAUAUAGUCUUUAAUCCAUAUUCCUUGUGUUUUACAGUUUAGCCCAUGUAGCCUAUAACUAAAGAGCACUAUUCUCUGACCUCAUCAUAGCAUGUAAUAUUACACAAACAGCUUAACAAAGCUAUCAGUGGAGUAAUGACAUGCCCUGUUUCACUCUCUUUAAGAAUGGUUUGAAACUGCAAUGUUGUUUUUUCUCCUUUAUUUUAGCUAGACACAGCAUAGGGAGCUGUGGUUACAUUGAUUGGCUUUCUGCACUGCAGCCACAGUUAAGUUUAUCUCUAGGCCUUGGGAAAACAGGACAAAUAUCUUCCAUCAUCACCAUAAUACAUGGGUUGCCAAAUGUUUCCCCUCAAAGCCUAUCACUGUGGUAGUGUUACAGGCUCAAUACCAGUCAUUAUUAGAGAUUAUGAUGGAUCUGUAAACUGUUUCAUUGCAGAUGUGGAUGCUUGUUUAGAUAGAUGUUCUCAAUGCUAUCAAAAAGAAAACUGGUUGCCCAGCAUAGCAACUGUUUGUUCAAUGUUAUAACAAUAUAUAGGACCAGUUCCAAACUACCCUUUAAGAUUACAAGGACCUAUAGUAUGUGGACAUGGAACUUGGAGAAGCCCACAUGGUUCUACCUGGGUCAUCGUUAGGGAGUCUUUGCCUUAUCAUACCUAUUUCAUGGAUCAUCAUCAUCAUCAUCAUCAGUACAGUACAAUCCACUGCCAAAUGUUAAUAUUUUGCCAAAUCAAAGGCUGUUUGAAGCUGCUUUUAAUUGUCUAUUACUGCAGUAUGUGUACAUUUUAUAUUGUAUGAAAAUAAUAUUAUUUUAUUUUAAUGUCAGUAUUUGUAAAGAGGACAGAAGGACAGAAAUUUGAUUUUAUUAUGUAUAUUGUGUGCAGAAGAUAUUCCCUGAAUAAAGGUUAUCAUGAUUAAUGUUA
Coregonus clupeaformis (lake whitefish) is the source of this 4882-nucleotide messenger RNA. RefSeq names its product transforming acidic coiled-coil-containing protein 1. NCBI's taxonomy places the organism in Eukaryota, Metazoa, Chordata, Actinopteri, Salmoniformes, Salmonidae. Gene Ontology annotation, biological process: mitotic spindle organization; cerebral cortex development; cell population proliferation. The transcript has 12 exons. Gene Ontology annotation, cellular component: cytoplasm. The record is from RefSeq and is a predicted model, not a curated record. Bases 213 to 3050 code for a protein of 945 amino acids.